UUUUCUGCACAUAUAACACGUUCAGUGUUAUAUAUCCAGACAGUAAACUUCAUCUCAGAACGGGAAAACAACAAGGAACCAACUUUAAUAGUCGCACUUUCGGUUUGCAUAAUUUCACCUAUCUUUUCCUCUCAUCUAUCCUAUCCAACUGUCCACCUUUUACCUCAAAUAGAAGUAGGCAAACAAUUCGAUUCGCGACAUGUUGGAUUUGGGAUUUGGCCUAGGCCUACUUUUUCCAGACACUGAUAAUGAAUAUGAAAGACGCCUGACCCAGGUAUCGAACCUGCACCAGUAUCAUCAAGUGCACACCCCAUCACUAGUUUCAGUGCAAAAAGCCUCCGAUCCAACAACUUAGGCAUAGGUGCUGUAAGCUUAUCAAAUGAUGUGCUGCACUUAUCUCAACGUAGUGUGGAUAUUGAACAGAUAAACAGAGCUAUUCCACCAUCGCCAUGUUCUGCCAAAGAAAGUCAGCCCAACUUAUGCUCCCGAGUUGAAGGAGACGGAGGUGAAUAGAGGUGAAUCAGGUGCUAGAACUGGUGGAGGUGGCUCAUCAAGGCGUCAAAUGCCAGACUCACCGAAAGAGGUGCACCAAGGUGCAGCCGUUCAGCUUCGAGGAACGCCGCCAUCGUCAGCUACAGAAGAUGAAGGGGGAGAAAAUCAAAAAGGUCCUUGAAGAAGAGAAGAAACUGCGCGAAUUUCACGCGAAUCCGGUGCCGAAUUUCUCGCAGCCGGCGAUCGGCAGCUUCUCUAUCACUAACCCAAUCAACUUCCAAUUCAAGACUGAUCGACGCCUCGAGGAAAGUCAUAAACGCGAAAAACCGGCUGAUGACAAAGAGGAGAAAUUUGUGUUCAAAGCGAAACCAGCCUUGGUUCUGAAGAAGGCGCCCUUCGAGCCGAAGAAAGGCAACCACUCUGCGCUCACUGUCGGCACAGCCUUCCAUCUCAACGCCGAGGAGCGAGCCAAAAAAGAGAGGAGUUCAACUGCAAGAAUGACGAGCGAGUAGCCUUCAUUGAAAUGAUCAAAUAUCAGCGUCACAAGGAGAGAGAAAGAGAGACAGCAGAUGGAGGAAAUUCGACGCAUGCGCAGAGACGCAUUGCACAAAGCUGCGCCGAUCCCCCGUAAAGUGAUGGAGGCCCCCUUCACUGCACCCCUCACCGAACCCAACACUCCCAAGGUCCUGUCAAGAAAAAGGAAGCACCAAGACUAAUAACUUGUUCAUAUAACUCUGUUCAUAUUGAUAGCUAAUAGUUGGUUAUAUGAAUUAAAAUUGGCUUAACUUUGUAUUUUAUGAUCGAAAGAC
Messenger RNA from Nilaparvata lugens (brown planthopper), 1301 nucleotides. RefSeq names its product targeting protein for Xklp2-like. Bases 642 to 1004 code for a protein of 120 amino acids. The record is from RefSeq and is a predicted model, not a curated record. The transcript has a single exon. NCBI's taxonomy places the organism in Eukaryota, Metazoa, Arthropoda, Insecta, Hemiptera, Delphacidae.